AUGGGGAUGUUCAACCACCGCCAGAAACUACAAGCUCUGCACAGAGCCUUCUCUAGGCGCUGGGUGAGGUCCACUUUGUUAGUUAGGAGAUUUUGUAAAAAUGACAGGGAAGUAAAGAAAUCUGUGUAUACUGGGACAAGGGCGAUCGUGAGGACUCUGCCUUCUGGUCACAUUGGGCUGGGAGCUUAUAGUUAUAUCGAUCAGAAGAGAAGUGGUCCCUUGUUGCCCUGUGGGAGAGUUCUGGAACGGCUGUCAGUGGUGGCGAUUAGGCAGGAUGGGAGCCAGUGCCUAUCAGAAGCCCAGUGGUAUCAGGUGGCGCUCCUUUCUGAGUUUCCCCAGAAGCAACCACUCCGGACACAGAAGCAUUGGUGGGCGAUGUGGAGGUUUACUGAGGAGAGGGUUGACAUCACCACCUUCCCCUCAGCAACAACAACGACAUCCCUUCUGGCAUCUCCAACUGCAUUUAUACACCUUUUCAUAGGUGAACAUGUUCUGAAUUCCACAUAACUGACUUAUAAACUUGUAACUGAUACAACUACAAUCAUAGGGAGCCCAGUGAAGGCUGAAAAUCAUCAGGAAUGACUUCACGGAAAGUGGGUCUUGAGUUAGAUUUUGAGGGAUGUGCGAGGGUUCAGAAAGGGAGAUGUUCCAGAUGAGGGAGUGA
Molecule: messenger RNA, 664 nt
Organism: Ailuropoda melanoleuca (giant panda)
Lineage: Eukaryota; Metazoa; Chordata; Mammalia; Carnivora; Ursidae
Product: 1-phosphatidylinositol 4,5-bisphosphate phosphodiesterase epsilon-1-like
Exons: 3
Coding region: 1-507 (168 amino acids)
Source: RefSeq, a predicted model, not a curated record